Mizuhopecten yessoensis (Yesso scallop) is the source of this 2726-nucleotide messenger RNA. RefSeq lists its product as uncharacterized. The coding region runs from base 647 to 2536 and encodes 629 amino acids. NCBI's taxonomy places the organism in Eukaryota, Metazoa, Mollusca, Bivalvia, Pectinida, Pectinidae. The transcript is spliced from 2 exons. The record is from RefSeq and is a predicted model, not a curated record.
GUGUACACCCCUGUUUUCUGUAUUAUCUCAUCCGGUGUAACUCUAAUAUUCUAGUGUCACAACUAAGGUAAACUUCGCUAUGACUGGUGAUACACUCAAGCAGAUCCUCGCGGUAAGCUUCAAGGUACAUACUCGCAGUAAACUCGGGUAGAUUCUAAAGUGUAUUUCCCAAUGCCUUGCCUGCUCUAUAGCUGGUCGUGAUCAGGACCAUGUGUUAGCUCUGGAAGCUAGGAGUGACUCGUUUCGCUUGACUGGAACUGUUUUAUAGGAACCCAAUAGUUUAAUAUAUAUAAACCAGUAAUUACAGGUAGCAUUACAGGUAACUUCACAUCUGUAAUAGGUGUGAACUGUGGCGGGGUAGACAUAUAAGGUGACGGGGUAUAGACUGGCCAGCUUUAACACUGGAUGUGUCGUACUACAGAGGAAAACAUGACCAGUAAUCCUUUGUCGUAGUGGGUUAAUGCUGUGCAGUUCUAGUUCCGACUGGAUUAAUACCAACAUGUUCCAAACAUGGGAAUGGAUGACCAGACAUCAGGCCACAACAGAAAUAUCUUCAUAUUAGCAGAUUGAAGACAAUGAGAUGCAAGGUACAAGGUGACCAGAAGAACCAUAGUUGAGCGAGGACAGAUUAUAACGACUUAAAAAAAUGCAGCCAGUAGGAAGAUAUGAACAAACAAAUGCCAGAAUGGCACGUUAUCGUCAAUCCCAUAAUUCCUAUGAAGAGGAAGAUCCCAACAGUCCACGAUCCAUGAACAGCGAGCUAUUUCAGGAUCUGGAUGUUCAUAUCACCCAUCUUGAUUCUGUGUCACAAAACAACUUGGGUUUUAAUUUUCAAGAAACAGAGCAAGUGCAUCACCAUUACAUACAAAACAAGGCAUUUCAGGACACAGAAGAAGUGCGCCGACAUUACAUACAGAACAACAGUAAUGGCAAUAACAAGAGUCCACGUGGAGCGAAAUUUCGCACGGAGUCGUCAUCUGCCAAGGCUAAACUUGCCAAGAUCAUCACAGUGCCAGGGGCUGAAGAUCCAAACCAUUUAAAGUACCAACCUUCUACUCCGAAGACUGGUGAAAAUCAUAAAGGAGGACAAUCCAUCAAGGGCCCUGUUCAAGGUAUACCGGUACCCCAGGGGACCGUAAGGGGAGUACCAGUAUCCCCGAGGACAAUGAAGGCUGUUCCUCACUCCCAUGGGACAGUGCAAGCAAGUGCCACCUAUCCAGGAAGUAUGCGUGGUUAUCCAAAGACCAAUGGUCAUUUAACGCAGAGCCGACGCAGAACCCCCAGUGCCGAGACCAAGACUGGUUCUAUAGCAUUUCGCAGACAACGGCCAGAACGAAAAGAAUAUUAUGUCACACAAUUCGACAUAGAAUUUGACAAACAUGAACGCCACCGAUUUCUACCAGGAGAGGAGCUCACUGGGAAGAUAAUAUUUGACGUAAGUAACGAAAUGGACAUUCGUUUUAUUGAACUAUUGAUAAUUGGCCAGACCACAGCAACUCUUGUACAGCCGGAGUCUGGUGUAUCGACCACAAAACGAGACGUGUUUCUUAGUAAACGCUCUUACAUCAUUGGUUCCCCUGACGGACGUUGGACAUCACUCGUCACCCCGGGACACUAUGUCUCCAAUUUCCGUUUACAGUUGCCUGAAGGCAUCCCCACAUCCAUCACUUAUCAGGACAAAAUCAACGGCUUCAACAUGGAAACCACGUACCUUGUGAAAGCCCGGAUUUGUGAUGAUGUAGGGUCGUCAUCCUCAGCACGAAGUACACACUCCAUGAACAAUUUUGUCAAAGUGUUGGUAUCACGCAAACAAGUGUUCCAUGUAAAAAGACCUUUUGACAUUCAUUCUGUUCCUAUGGCGAUGACGCCUGUGAACCAUGUUGAAGAUGUUCCCAUAACAUGCUCUGUGUUCUCGGUUAAGGAACCUGCAAACAUUCACAUGUCUCUGGAUCGGUCCUGCUUUCUUGCCGGUGACGACAUAAAAAUCCACCUCGAGACCGAAAACCGCUAUGCAAAUAGAAUUAAAAAGAUUACAUGUGUUCUGAGGCAGACAGUUACUGUCAAAGGAGUCCGCUCCAAAGCCCAAUUCAACAUCGCCAAUGUUGAAGAGAAAUAUCCGGAGGGCACCAUCACAAAGACAAACAAGAGUAACAUCAUUUUCUAUGACAUCCAUCUCCCAACCCACACAAACUUUUUACCUAGUGUCAUGCCUGGAUGUCGUCUCGCAACAAUUCGCUACAGCCUCAUUAUGGGUGUCAGUUUCAAGACAUGUGGCGGAAAGCUCGUGCUGGACAUCCCGAUAAAUCUCGGCCCUUGUACUGAUCCUGUACGCCUAGACAAGACUAAUUCGGUCCCCUUCUUCAAUCGGCCACUUCGGUUCCCAUACUUCUCCCCACAUUCGAAUGGGACUGCCAAUGGAGACGUACCCCAAGUCCUGAAGAGCCCCAAGUCAGGGCCACCAAUAACAUCCAAGUUCUCAUACGGAGCAUGUUCUAGCCGAUUCUGCUGUUGUUGGGGAGACAACACAUUGAUAUGAAUUUCUUCAAUAAACAUGAAAUCAAUUUUUAAUUAUCACGAACCUUACCUGGAUUAGUGUUUCGUUUUUCAAGAUUUUAUUCAAGGGAUCACCAAAGUAUCAAUCAAGCUUUCAAAGUCUGCUUAAAUAUUUUAUAAAUUUUCACAAAAUGUCUUUUUUGGAAAGAAUACAUUGCAUUGCAUUUGAUGUA